AAGCAAACGAAAGCCCAAAGAAUCUUUUGAUUGUAUUUGUGAUUGACUCUCCGGGUGGAGAAAAGGAGAUCCUUUGAUCUUUCCGAUGGAGGAGCAGAUCGGAGGGAGCGAGGAUAGAUGGAAGGGAUCAUUAGAGAACAUAACGGAGAUGGCAUCGAAUCUCGAUUCUCUUCAGAAGCUUCUUCUCAAGAAAGCUGUCUUCGUAGAAGAAGAUACUUUCGCUAGAGCCUCCCUCGUCUCCGAACAAGCUCGAACAAUCAAGGUUCUUGAGCAAAGGGUACAAACACUAGAAAGAGAACUAGAUGCUGCCAUCACAGCUGCUGCUCAUGCUCGGUCUGAGAAACGCCAAGCUGAGUCCUCUCAAAAAGCUGCUGAAUCACGUGCCCAAGAGGUCACAAAAGAGCUCGAAAACACCACAAAGGUUUUCAAGCUGCAUAUGGAAGAGCUCCGAGGGAUGCAAGAACAGAUAUCCAAACGCGAUAACGAGAUUAAGCUCUUGGAAGCUAUAAUCCAAACGCUAGGUGGAAAAGAGCGGUUGGGAAAAAGCGGUGUAAAUGAAUAAUGAUGCGUGUAUUUGUCACUUGUAAAGGUUGUAACCUGAGUCUUUGGAAGACUGUUCUUGUAUCAUAUACAUACAGUAUCUCCUCUCAAUAGAUACAAUCACAUUACCUAUUUGGUACGUUGUUGCCUGGGUCUAUCAAGAAAUAAACUUUACAUGGGCUUGGGCCUAUGAUAAGCCU
Messenger RNA from Eutrema salsugineum, 740 nucleotides. RefSeq lists its product as uncharacterized. NCBI's taxonomy places the organism in Eukaryota, Viridiplantae, Streptophyta, Magnoliopsida, Brassicales, Brassicaceae. The record is from RefSeq and is a predicted model, not a curated record. The coding region runs from base 86 to 562 and encodes 158 amino acids. The transcript is spliced from 3 exons.